AAUGACAAUUCAGCGAUUGAAAAAUAAAUGAUUUCGAAAAUUAAUAAAUUACUUCGUCAAUUUAUAAAUUCAACGGAUCAUUGUAACGUUCCUAAUAACAUCAAUAAAAGAGAGAGAAAAAAAAGUUAUUCGAGAAAUAAAAAACGUCAAAUCUGGGGAACAAUUAAACGAUUGAAAAAUUAAUAGAAUGGCGAUCGUUCGGAGAAUUCGACGCACGGCAAUUUAGGGUGAGAGAGAAUUUAAGGGGGGUAAGGGGAUGGGGAUAGCAUUGGAGGUGGAAGUUCGCUCGUACGACCUUGGCCUAAAUGGUUGAUAGGGAAUUAGGUAAAUCGGAGGGGUUGAAGGAUGCCGGUAUUGAUGCCGGCUGCUGGCUGACAGGAGACCCCGGAGCAAAAGCAAAGGGCUACCUGCAGCCCAGACUUUGCUCCAGCCAUCCAGCCAUCCAGCCAGCCAGCCAGCCAGCCCGCCAGCCUGCAAGCCUAUACCCUGGCCAAAUGCGCGCGCAAUAUUCCUCAACAAAAAUGGAAAGGGAAAUCAAGGAAAUAGAGUGGGAGAUACCUGAGCUUGCGAGUAGCUGCUAUACGGGAUCCCUGUUUACAGGAUAACAGGAUCCUGCGACUCACAAUCAGUCUACCUCCGGUAUUGCGAUAUUGUACAUCGUAAACGCGCAACUACAUAUAUAAUAACAUACAUGUUAUAACUAACCCCCUGAAAUAUUAUUGUUGUUGUUAUUAUUAUUAUUAUUAUUAUUGUUAUUAUUAUUAAAUUAUUAGUCUAAUUUUAUGGUUUCGAAAAAAAAAGAUUCCAAGAAUUAUCCUUACUGAUAUUAUAUAUCUCUAUCACAUCACUGUAAACACAUAUCCUUUUUGUAUAUAAGACAUAAUAAUAAUAAUAAAAAUAAAAAUAACAACAAUAACUCAACAACAACAACACCAUCAACAAUAAUCACAACAACAACAACAACAAUAAUAAUAAUACCGAUAAUAAUAUUUAUAAUAAUAAUACUAAUAAUAAUAAUAAUAAUGAUGCCGCUGCUUAUAGUGUAACAAUUAUUUCGUGAACGGCAACAGAUAAACGAAAAAUUGCUACCGGAUGGGCGCACGUACCAUGUUUUCGAAGUUUAAAAGUAGCAGUGCACCAAAUGUUCUUGAAUCGAAUCCAAUAUGGCACCAUUUUGAAGUUGGACAACAAUCGGCUACUGCUGGACCUGAACAUGUUUGGCGAAUCCUUGACGCCUAUCGCAAAAGCGAUGGAAAGGAAGUAUCGAUAUUUUUUUUUGACAAACGAUCAGCCGAAAAACUCCAUAAACCAAAACGAAAAGAAGCAGUUACUGGAAUUCUACGAGAUGGUGUUCGUCAACUUGAACGUUUUCGACACCCGAAAAUUCUACAGGUAAUGCACAGCGUUGAAGAAUGCCCGGAGACACUUGCAUUUGCCUCAGAGCCUGUAUUGGCAAGUCUUGCGAAUGUUCUUGCUUUUCAAGAAGCCAAGUCAAUUGCCAAUGCCCAGUCCUCUACAACAACUCAACAAAACGUCCAAGCUCGUCCAGUCUACACAAAGGAAUAUGAAAUGCUUGAUAUAGAACUUAAAUAUGGAUUAUUACAAAUAACGGAAGCCCUGUCAUUUUUACACUACAGUGGUCAUGUACUACAUAGAAAUGUCUGUCCGAGUAGCAUCCUGAUUACAAAAAAAGGAACUUGGAAGUUGGCUGGUCUUGAAUUUCUUGGACGCGUGAAUGAAAUAGAUGGACUGGACCCUGUUACAUGUCAAGCCUGGUCGUCGAAGUUGUCUAAAAUGGCUCAACCUAACUUGGAUUACAUUGCUCCGGAAGUGCAGCAGCAGUCGAUAUGUAGCAUAUUGAGUGAUAUGUUCAGUCUGGGAAUGGUGAUCUGUGCGGUAUUUAAUCAAGGACGUUCAUUAAUUCAAUCAAAUCACAGCUGUUCAACUUAUUUGAAACAAAUAGAAGGCCUAGAAGAACAAGUGCGAGGAAUUUUGCCACGGGUCCCCGUACCUCUGCAGGAAGCUGUUGUUAGACUUCUUCAUAAAGAUAGAAGACAACGUCCAACUGCACAACUUCUUUCGCUGAUUAAAUAUUUCAGUGAUCCUUCGGUUCAUGCUCUCCAGUUUCUCGAUGUAAUAAAUAUGAAAGACCCCACUCAAAAGACACAUUUCUAUAAGAACACACUUAAGGAAGUGCUUCCAUAUAUUCCCAGGAAACUAUGGUAUCAACAUAUCUGGCCAUACCUUCAAAUGGAAUCGAGGUCUCAAGAAGUACUAGCUGCGGUAUUACAGCCUAUGUUGUACAUAAUACAGGACAGUACAGUAGAGGAAUAUGAAACAAUAAUAUUGCCAACGUUCAGAGCGGUAUUCUCGACCCCCAAGUCUAUACAAGCAACUGUAAUAUUGCUGGAGAAUUUACAUCUCAUAUUAGAAAAAACUCCACGUGAUGACAUCAGAUCAGAAGUUCUGCCCAUGUUGUAUACCUCGUUUGAAAGUACCACUGCCCAAGUCCAGGCUGCAGCUUUGGUUGCUGUUUCAAACGUGACUGAGUAUCUUGACGAUUCGGCAAUACGGCGUAUGGUUUUACCAAAGUUAAAAGGUGUAUUUGAGAAGAAUUCAACCGACGUAAGAAUCAUGUCAAAUGUUUUAUCAUGCAUUGAAUGCAUUUUAGAACGACUCGACAAACAACAAAUUAUCGAUGAAGUACUUCCUUUAUUAUGGGAGGUGAAACUACAAGAACCCGAGAUAGCGAUUCGGGUUGUAAAUAUAUACAGACUGAUGUUGAAUGACAAAAAAUACGGGCUAUCGGUUAAUUUAAUGGCAACUCGAGUCAUGCCGUCCUUAUUGCCACAAACUGUAAAUCCUGCGUUGAAUUUGGAGCAGUUUACCAUUCUAUUAGAAGUUUUACAGGAAAUGCUUAAUCACAUAGACAGGUAUGUGAGAUAUUGCCCUAAUCUUAAAAUUCCUUUUGCCGAUCAUUCAUUCUAUGUUGUAUUUGUAUUCAAUCUCAACAGAAAUCAGAGAAAUAAAUUAAAAUUAGAUAAUCUAUUGCUACCGAGUCCCGAACGACAUCGGCCAUUACGUCAUCAGUAUAGCUCUGAUAACAUGCAUGCACCCCCGUUCAACAUUCCGAAUCUUCGAAUCGAACAAAGGAAAACUUCUUCCGCCGAAGACAUGGAUAGGAAGAACUCUAUCGGAUCAAUGUCGAUGACUGCUUCGGCUGAAAAUAUGGCUCGAAAAAAUUCCAUGGCUGGGAUGAUUGGAAGUUGGUGGUACGGCUCAUCAUCUUCUACGAAUGACAGUAAUUUCUUACGGGUAGCAAAUGCAUUUCCAAAUCGUCGUUUGUCUGAUAAUACUUUGAUGACACCAAAGAUCAGAAUUGCUCCAUCCUGCGCCAGUUCACCCGGAGGUACUCCAGGCGGUGGAUUGCCUAUUCGACGUCAUUCUAGCACCGGACCACAAGAGCGGCGUGGAUCUAAUAUAAAUCUUUCACCUCCUACGGGCGGUGGUAUGCCAAUCACAAGUAGUAGUGUGCCAUAUCUGCUAAGUUCAAGCAUGAAUAGUAUUCGUGGCACUCGUCGGCCAUCGGUGUCAUCAACAUCGUCGCAGCAAGGGAGCGGAUUGCUUCAGACAUUUGGCUCCGGCAUGGUAAGACAACUUCCCCCCAUCUGCCUCAACCUCAAUGGGCCACCAACACAUUCUCCAUCACUCCAGCCAUCGGGACAGCCUUCCCACUGACCCUUGUUUACAGUGUAAGAAUCUCUAUGCUCCUUUACCAACCUUAUACGAAAUAUCCCCCUGUUACCCUGAAUUAUAUACUAUUGGAAACACAAUUUUUCUCUUUGUACAGUUAAAGUUAUGACACAAGUUCAUAAUUUUAAUGAGUUUAACUUUUUGAAGAGAAAAAAAAAAAAAAAAAAAAAAAAAAAAAAAAAAAAAACAACAACAACAAAUAAACAAACAAAAAAUACCUCUCGCUAGCCCUCAUUCUACUUUCAAAGUAUCUGCGUUGACGAGAUCGCAAGAUGCUGACUGUGUGAAAUAAAAAUAUUUGGAAUCAAAUAAAUUCAACGGUUGUGUAAAUAAAAAAAAGAUAAAAUCGGUCGUCUGAGAAAUGAAAACAAUUAAAUAUGUAAUUUUGGUAAGAUUUGUUGCAUUAUUGUUCAAUUUGAAAUCUGUUGUAGAAGAUCAAAAUGGAACUGAUUCGUUAAACUAUGCCAAUUUGAAUUUUUUAAUUUGUUUCAGUAUCAACUAUUCUCUGGGCGUUCAUAAAUACGCGUCAGCUGCGAACCCGGUAAUUAUUACAAUCGCAUGGGUUUCCGUAUCGAACGAAAGUUGUCAAGAAUCAUCUUGUAAGUAAUGUCUAAUGUAGAUUAACUGAUAUAGCAUAAAGCAAUAGGGUUACACAAAACUCAUAUGACGCCGGUCAUGCGACACCACCCAUAAAUUUUGUAUAACGACUAUUUCUUUUAUUUAUUUUCCAUACCUUGUCAUCAUAAUUACUUAAUUAACGGUGAACAGAUGAAAUCAAAAUCCUUUUGAAAAUAGAAAAAAAGGUUCAAAAGAACCGCAUAACGUUCGACCUUUUGCGGACGGAUGAUAAGACUUCAUCGCUAAAGAUCUCUAAUUUCUUUCAAUGGAUAAUGCGUAUCCAGCGUAUCUUAUCAUUCAGGAAGAUAGACGCAUGCGAGCCGCUUCGUGAUACGUCUCCGCAGCUGCAAACAGAAUUGGGCAGCUAUUUGCCGAUACUCGACCGCAAAGGCUUAAGUAGGUAAUUCCAUACUCGGCGUCUCGGUUGAAUAGUAGGGUAAUGAAAAUAAUGACUGUAAAACUCAUCUGCACUGAAUAUGUCGAGAAAGAGGGAAAGAGAGAGAAAAAAAUAAGAAGAAAUUAGCGGAUAUAUAUUUAUUAGUAAAUUAAAAUGAUAUAAUCAGAGAAAAAUAUCUCUGACAGGAAAGUUACCUUCCCCUCCAAGGCCUGCCAGUGAAAAAAUGUGUCAAUUUGAAUUAAAAUAAACAUAACUAUCGCUCUUCUACUACAAUUAGCUAUACGUACGACAAGCCUAAAUACUAUACAUAUACCUUUAUUAUAAUUGUGUUAUGUAUGCACGUAAUACGUCUUUGGCCUAUACACAGCCUAUUAUCCUAAUUACUCAAGCUUUAAUAGUGAAUUAAGAUCAAGUAAAACGAGAAGAAAUAUAGAAACAAAACUUGAAUGUCUAGUCAGAGUUUCGAAAAGUAUAUUUACCUGUCAACGACAUAAACAUGCGCAACGUUGCUAUCUUACAAACAGGAAGAGCAAUGAUAAACCAUAAAUAUGUGUUGUACACCUAUACGUAUCGUCAAUUGCUACAGACAUUCUAUAUACGUACAAUCAAUCAAUUACCGCAUUAACAAUCAUUAAUCAUUAAGGUAGCUUUUAUACAACUAUUUAAAUUCAGGCGGUACAAUGCGAAAAUUCAAGAAAGAUAAAUGUAAAAUGAAAAAAAAACAGGAACAGAAUUUCGUAUACUAUCUCGUAUAAUAUACUCUAUGAAAGUAUUUCAAUCUAAUUAAACAUUGCGAUAAAAAUAAUCAUUUUCAUCAGCGAUAUUCUCACAAAAAGAGGCAAAAAAAACCUUAACAAAAACAACAGCAGUAUAAUUCUAUGAUGCUUGUAAACUGGUGUGAAAUUCUGCAGUAUUUCUGUAAAGGAUAUUUUCCAUUCCUCGAUAGCUAAAAUAGAAUUCAGUUACAUAAAGUUAUGAAGAUGUUAUUCUAAAUUUAAAAAAAAAAAAAGAAAAAAAAAUCAAUCUAACCUAAUUAAAUGCACCUUAUCAAAUCUAUUUGCAUAAUUAGAAUAUUUAUUCAAAUCUUUGAUCGUGAAUGCAUAUAAUCGGAGCACUCAUGUUAUAUGUAAAUGUCAUUAUUUAAUCAUGCUUUAUAAAGUAUUAAUACAUGUCCUUCCCAUUUUUCGGCAGAAAAAGAGAAAAUCUGAAAAUCUAUUGCCAAUAUCAAUGUAAAACAGGGAAUUUUUUCCGCUAUCCUGGAUAUAAUAAUUGAAACGAAAAGAGAUGAAAGAAAAAAAAAAUUCAAUCAAAAAAAUAAAAAUAAAGAAAAUUAACUCUAGCCUUUAAAAGAAUUUCCUGCACAAAUCAAUUUUCGUGAUUAAAAAUUCUACAUCUAGGUAAACCCCAUAAUACAAAUCAGACGGAUAUCAAUUCAACAAAAGAACAAUCAUUUACAAUAUAAUUAUACGGUACAUAAGAUAUUUUAAUACUCCCGCGCGCGCACUAAUCAUUUUAUAACAAAUACAAAGAGAAAACUUCAUAACAAAUUUUUAUUCAUUUAAUACAAUAUAAUCAUACGUGAUUAAACAAUCAAAUAUCAUUAAAGGUAUAAAAUGACCUCAAAUCAAGACUAUAUCAAACUAUCUUGGUGCUUUGCUGAAAGUUAACGAAAAAACCUUUCAUGUUGUACGUCAAAUAAAAAACUUAAAAAUAAAUAAGUGAAUAAUAUAUUUAAAAUUAGCGCCUAUAUAAAUCACCAUUAUUACCUAUAUUACCAAAAUACAUUGCUGACAAUGAGAAAAAAAGGUGAAAACAAAACAAAACAUAUAUAUGAAUAAAUAAUUUAAUAACAAACGAAUGAAAGGAAAAUGAAAAACACCGAUUUAUUAUUGAUAUUAUAUAUUAUAUUGUAAUAGAAAAAAAUACACACUUCAUAUACUAUUAUAUUAUAGUUAUAUUUAUUACAUAGUAAUUAAUGUACUGGUCUUUAUAGAUCUAUAAUAAGCUCUAUUAUAUCAUAUUCAACUUUAAUUAGUAUUAUAUGUAUAAAUUCUAUAAUUCUAUUUCAAUUUUCUCCUCUUACUGUGAUACUGUGUGACUCAAAUAUUUUCAAUCACUAUUACUAUCAUUGUUAUUAUUGUUGUUUUUACUUGAAUUAUAUUUUUAUGGUUACUAUAAAAAGAAAAAAAAACAUGUAUAUUCUGACGCCGUCUUACUAUACACGGUAUGGUCAUAAAGGUACGUUACAGAGAGGUAAAAAAGGAUGAAUAAUUCCUUAAAGAAAACACGUUAAUAACAUAGUUGUUCAUCGAGUGGUGAAACAAUUAUACAAAUCAACUUAACGGCGGUAUAAAAUAAUGUAAAUUAUUCUCUCAAGAGUUACAUACAUAUACUGCAUAAUUCGUAUUAAAUAGAAUAUGGAAUUUCGACAAUCUUGCGUCAAUCAGCUAUUAAUAAAUACCACAUAGGGUGUAUAUAAGUGAACGAAAUGGAUGCGACGCGUAAUACACGGAAACAGCAGAAUAAUAAGAAUAAUCAUAAUAAUAAUAAAAAAUUAUUAACAAGGAAAAAGUAAACAAAAAGCAUUGUAUUGUUUUUCUGGAUAUAUAUUUCUCUUCAAUCGAACAACUAGUUCGGGAUUCGAAUCACUGUUAGAAAAUUUUUUAUAUUCAAAUAAUAAUACAUAACGCUGGCGCUAUGAAGAUUAUAAUUUUCGGUACUCAAAAAACGAUACGAUACAUAAUAUAUUAUGUGUAUAAAGUAAAUGGUGUGAUACUCUAUAUCUAUUACUUGUUAGAAUGAUCACAUUAAGGAUGUCAACAGUAAUAAUAAUAACAAUAAUAACAACAACAACAACAACAACAGUAAUAAUAACAUAACAAUAUUAACGAUAAUAAUAAUAACGGUGAUGAUGAUAAUAUUUAUUAAUAAUGGAGGUAAUAAUAACAGUAAUAUACUCGUAAAAGUGAUAAUGAUCACGACGACAAUGAUAUCAAUAAUAAUAACAAUAACAAUAACAAUAAUAAUAAUAAUAAUAAUAAUAAUAAUAAUAAUAAUAAUAAUAAUAAUAAUAAUAAUAAUAAUAAUAAUAAUAAUAAUAAUAGAAAAUGUGGUUAUUGUUUAGAGAAAGGAUAAAACAAUAAUAAUUAAAAAAAUUAAAAAAAAAAACAAGAAAAAAAGCCAAAAAACAAACAACCUACAACUUACAAACUUAAGUGUCCUUAAAAUUAAGAGCAGCUGCAUAAAAAUUGAUACAUGCAUAAUAUGUGUGUGUAUGUAUGUGUUUAUAUGUAUAUACUAGGUACUAUGUGUAGUGUUUGGAAAUUCAACUUUUUAUUUAAAGUACAAAGACAAAGAAGAAAAACCAGGAAAAAGAAGAAGCUAAGAAAAAUGCCUAUUGUUAGUUUACAUCCUAAUUUAUUUUUAUUCUCAUAGUGUAGGAGCUCAAUAAUCUAAAAUAUAAUGACAAUCAAUAUCAUACAGUAUUUGUAAAGCCCGAAAUAUUUUUAAAACAUCAUGUUGUUGUUGUUGUUGAUGAAAUAAUAAGAUGACAUUGAUUAAUAUAUGUAUCUACAAAUUCUGCUUCUGUAUAUUUAAAAUUUUUGUUUCCAUUUUUACGCAGCUCUGGUUAUAUAUUAUUAUUAUCAUUAUUGUUGUUAUUGUUUUUGUCUUGUCAUCAUUAUCAGUCUGAUUGGAAGAAACGGAUUAAUGGUUCAUAUGGUUGAAUUUCUGAAUACCAAUACUAUAAAAUUAUGUACGUACAUAAUCGAUGUGGGCUACAAAAAAUGCUUAGUAUAUUGAAUUGCAAAUAUUAUUAUAAUUUACUAUACUAUUUUCACAUAGGACAAUCGAUUGUAUACUCGUUAUAUGUAUAUCAUACUACACACACCAUACAUAUAGUAUAAAAAAUGAAGCGGAUUCAUAAUGUAAUAAAAUAUAUCCCGACGGCUAUAAUAUCCAUAAUGAAAAGUGGCAAAGAAGUUGAAUGAAAGAAAAAAGCAGAGAAACAAACGAAAAUCAAUCAAUCAUGAGAAAGAAAGCAGAAGAAUAAAAUCACAAAUCAUAUCACAAUGUAUUAUUGAAAACAGUAGGAUAGGUAUAGUUACAAUUAUUGAGGGUCCGUUGUUAUACAAUAUGUAUGUAUGAAUUUCUUAUUAUGAUUAUUUCAGAUCAAUCAUUAUUUAUUAUCAUUUCUUUCAUAUUGUGUAUACAAAUCCGAUAUCUAUGAUUAAAUAGCUAAAUUUCACUUUGAAAUGUUUCAUCACAAUAUUAAAAUACUUUACACUAAAUGAUUCAUCAUUUUCUUCUCUGUGUCAAAUUUUAUCUAUACCUUUAAUUAGCUACUACAUAAAUUAUAUGCAUAAUGAACAUACUAUAUUUGUCAAUUUUAAAUUAAUGUAUACUAGUUUUAGAAGAGAACAAAAUCUGUGUACAUAUAUACCUAUGUAUACCUAUACAUAUAAUAUAUAUAUAUUAUAUAUACAAUUACAUAUAUAUAUAUGCUGAUUAAUUAUAGUCAGAGUUUUUGAAUAUAUAUUAUUUAUAUAUUUGAUAAAAUAUUGAUAUACUAUACAUGGGUAUACAUACACAUAUAAACAUUAAUUAUACGUAAAAGCAUGUGUAUAAUUUACUUAAUUUAAUUGUGUCGUCUUUGUGUAGUAAUAAUAAUAAUAAAUACGAAUAAGAAUAACAAUAUUAAUAAUAAUGAUUAUUAUUAAUAAUACAGCAAUUAGGGUAAUACCAGAAAAGGUGACCAGCACGAAGCGAUGACUAAUGAUCAAAAUUCACCUAUUAAUGCUGAGAUUCGAGGAACAUUCUUUUGUACAAGUUGUAGUUCUUCGAUCCAGCAGGCUUAUUACAGCCAAAAUUUUAGCAAUAUCGCAAUCUAAUAGGCAAAUUUUGAGCAUUGACCAGAUGGUUCCCCUGUUCGUUAGCUACUCUGGGAAAACCCUAUAAUAAGAAUGUAAUUUUUUUGCAAAACUUAUUUCAAAACUGUUUAAUGCGAACAAUUACUAGGGUGUAUACGAUGCAGUGAAUUAUAAAUUAUUUUUCGUUUUUAACAAAAUUAGUGAACGAAGAAGAUGAAAGUGGAAAGUUUUCACUUAGCGAUGAAUUCUAUUAUCAUAAAUUAUAAAUGUAAGUAUACAGGCAUAACGGAUAUUAGUACACAUAAAUCGUAGGAACAUAAAAACAAGAGGAAAAAAAGGAGAAAAAAAAAAUUUUAAACCGUGUUAAAUGUUAUGUGCUGUAAAUGAAAAGAAAUCAAAUGUGUAUAGUAGAAAAGAGAUGAGCAUUUUAUGUUUAUGUUCAAAGUGUACACGAUAUAUAUUAAAUAACUGUAAAUGCUUCAUUGAGUGUAAAUGUCAAGUAAAAAAGAAAGAGAAAAAGUAAAAAAAAUACAUUAUAUUAUAAUAGCAAUGAUACAUCCAGCACACAGUCCAAAUUUAGUAUCGAAAAAAUAAUCUUGUAGAUUUUAGUAAUAAAUCUGGAUGGAGAGUGGAAUAAAAUUAUAUCGAGUAACUUGAGAGCGAUUGAAUAUAUUUACAUCUAUAUUAUUGACGGAGCUGUUUUUCAAUAAUUGGCGAAAGAAUACAUAUGUUGUUGUUUCACAACCUAUGUUGAAAAAUAUAAUAUACAAGUAUAUUCAAGAAUAGCUAAAAUUCAGAUUAAAUUUUCAACAAUUUGGAGCUUUAGGUCUCAAUCAACAAGGUUUUUUCGAAUAUUCUUUGUGGAAUAUGAUGUAUAAAUGACUAACAAUUAAUUUUUCUAAUUGUAAUUGUCUCAUUAAAGCAAGAAGACUUAGGAAGAGAAAGAGAAGAAAGGCCGAGAGAGAUCAUUAUAAAAUCAUAAGAUAAUAUAAUGAUGAUUCACAGUAAUAGCAAAAUUCGACUAAUAGGUGAAUUGCAAUCAAAAUACUACCACAUGAAUGUAUUGACUAAUCACUUGCGAGUGAAAUGCUCAAACUGUUGGUAUAAAGCUAUGUGUUCAGAAAAAAAUCUUUCUAGGAUACUCCUCAAAUCAUGUAGACUAACUGAUCAUUGUAGAGCAAAAUUAAAAAGCCUAAUUACUAAAGAAAAACAAAAUAAAGAAAAAAAACAUGUUCCUCAUCAUCAGAGAUAAUUAAUCAUUCAACAAUAAAAAUGUUACAUAAAUGUCUAUUUCAUGUAAUAAUUUUUGAAAAUGCAAUAAAUUCAUUGUACUUAUUAAUAGAAA
Molecule: messenger RNA, 10981 nt
Organism: Athalia rosae (coleseed sawfly)
Lineage: Eukaryota; Metazoa; Arthropoda; Insecta; Hymenoptera; Athaliidae
Gene: bma
Product: SCY1-like protein 2
Exons: 16
Coding region: 1093-3738 (881 amino acids)
Biological process (GO): protein phosphorylation
Molecular function (GO): protein kinase activity; ATP binding
Source: RefSeq, a predicted model, not a curated record